Chenopodium quinoa (quinoa) is the source of this 1133-nucleotide messenger RNA. RefSeq lists its product as uncharacterized. The coding region runs from base 97 to 894 and encodes 265 amino acids. Lineage: Eukaryota; Viridiplantae; Streptophyta; Magnoliopsida; Caryophyllales; Amaranthaceae. The transcript has 2 exons. The record is from RefSeq and is a predicted model, not a curated record.
UCCUCCAAAAUAUAAUAAAAAUCCCAACUUUAUUAUAUUUUCCAAAAUUAUUUUUAUUAUUAUUUCAUUAUUAUCUAUAAAUUAUCCAAAAAAAUCAUGUCAAUUGCUUUGGGUAAUAAUCGGGUUGAACAGAUUUCAAGUGGGUAUUUACGGCGGAAUAACAAAAUGUCUCCGCCGUAUAAUCUGCCGUCGAUUUUAGAUUCCGGCGAUCGGACGGCGAUAAGGGUGGUUGUGAAAGAGGAGGAGAGAGAAAAUGGGUAUUCAGAUCCAUGCAGUUCUUCAUCUUCUUCGAUUGGAAUGAAUAGUGAUGAUGAAGAAAUUGAUGAAGAAAAUGAAGUUGAAAGUAAAUUAAAUAAUACUUCGUUUGAUUCUGCUGUUGAUGCUUUAGAACAAGCUUUACCCAUCAGGAGAGGAAUAUCCAAUUUCUACAAUGGUAAAUCAAAGUCAUUUGCGAGUUUAGGUGAUGCAGCUUGUUCGUCUAUCAAAGAGAUUACGAAACCAGAGAAUGCUUACUCAAGGAAACGUAAAAACCUUCUUGCAUAUAAUCUUCUCUGUGACAAUGGCAGGACAUCGUUGUUGAAAGGAGGUUCCGGGAUUGGAGGUGGCAUAGCGAAAAGACCAACCAACUCUAGUCGGAGCACACUAGCACUAGCUGUCGCUAUGAAAAAUUGUGAAUCUUAUGCCAAUGAAGAUGGUUCGGUUACUGAAACGAAUGGGAGGAGCGAGGCGAGGAACACUUCCCCCUCCUCACCGUUAUCUCCUCUGCCUCCUGCGCCUUGGCGGUCUUUUUCCCUUGCUGAUUUGCAGCAUUGUGCUGUUAGUGCUAGUGUUGUGAACUCUAACUUAUCUUCCCCUUUAAUUGGUAAAAGAAAUAAACAUGAUGAAGUAUCUUGACAGAUAAAUGUAGGCUUUUGUUAAUGACAAUUAACAAUCAUAUAUAGUAGGCAGUGUUCAACCUGCAUGUUGACUUUUAUGCACAAUAGUAUUAGUAUUCGAGGCAAAAUCAUCUGUUGAAAGUGCUUAUUUAGCUUGAUAAAAGGGUUAAAUAUUUGACAAAUUAUCUAAUUCUAGGAUUACUACUUGUAGAACUAGUUCAAGUUCUAUCAACCUGAUUAACCGUUCAAAAUUUGAAA